Molecule: messenger RNA, 1221 nt
Organism: Coregonus sp. 'balchen'
Lineage: Eukaryota; Metazoa; Chordata; Actinopteri; Salmoniformes; Salmonidae
Source: the annotation of a GenBank genome assembly
UCCCAGUACUGGAGGAAGAAGGCCAUCUGCAAUGGGAAGAGUCAAGGACUGCAUGUAGCUCCAACAUCUCAGCAGAGCGGGGGAGGCUACUGUUCCUCCCAUCCGGAAGCUACUGCAUCCCAUCCGCAACAAGAGGGAUCAAACCUGUGUGGUGAUGAAAGACAUCUACCUCCACUUCACCAAGCCAUUGAAGGCAGUCCAUGGAGCCAAAAUAGUCGCCAAGAUGCCACUGCCUCCCAUUAGAGCCAGAGUGCCAAACAAUGAUGCCAAGAAGGAUCCAUUCCAGCCAGUCAGACCAGAGGGCAGCCCUCGUCCUGCUGCUUCAAAGUUCAGAAGGCAGGUUGUGAAGAAACACAUUCAGUUCAAGACCCUAACUGUACAGGAUCUAUCACCAUGCCCCGAUGAGAUGGUAUGGGUUGUCUUCAAUUCGGAGGCUGAGCAGGUGAUGGCAUAUCUGAAGGCCAAGCUGAUCAGUGUCACCCAGGAAUUAAACCUGAUCAAGGGUGUGGCCAAGAUGGAUGCUCAGGCUUUGGAGGAGAAAAAUGCAAAGGAACAAGGUGAAGAAGUACAUCUGGGAGAUCUGCCUGAUGAAGGUGGAUACUGACCUAUGGGAGAUGAUGAGAUAAUGAAGAGGAGGAAGAAAGGAGGAAAGAGGUGAUGAAAACGGAGGAGAAGAGGGCAGUGUGGCAAGUAAGCCAAAGCAGACAGCAGCCAAGAGAUACGUGAGCAGGGACAGGGUCCAAGUCAAGAAGAGUGUGAAUGAGGAGGAUGAGAAAAAGAAGAACGGAGAGGUAAAUUAGUCUACUGCUGAUCUAGUUCAGUGUUUGUGAUCAUGUUUAGGCUUAUUUGUAUUACAUACUGUAUGUUGUAUAGUUUGCCCAUCUGAUAACGAGGAGGACCACAAUGGAAAAUAGUCUGUUGACUUUGUGUUUUUAUCCUUGAGCAUUUUAAUGUGUGUAGUGUUGUAUUCACAAUGGCUUGAAGCAACUCAAUGUGGCCUAUUUUAAAUUUGUCACAUAAAUAAACAAAUUCAUUCCUUCAUUCAGGUGGUAACAAAACAUAGAUUUGAAGCCGUGUGAGCACUGCGGCCGGUGCUUUGAUCCUAGCCGCCUGGAGAAACACAGCAAGAUCUGUGCCAAGCUCUCCUCCAAGAGCUCUAGACGGGGGGGGUCUAUGAAUCCACCAAGCACCGGCUCAAGGGCACUGAACUGGCCGGCUACG